AUGCCUACUGAGUCGGCACCGAAGCGAAGGCGAAUACAACGCUCUCCAUCUCCUGCUUACAAGCUCGACGAUGCAGACGACUCCUACGAACCUUACAUUCCCGUCGCACAGCGCCGCCAAGCCAGACUCGCAAAACUCACUUCCUGGGGUGUCGAUAAGGACAAGUCAAGGUCGCCACAAGAUGAGCAAGAUGAGCGAGAAGACGAGGAGCGUGAGGAAGAGCGGCGGAGGGAGAAGGCACGGAAAGAGCGGACAUUGUUGAUGGAGGCACAGGAAGUGCAUGAAAAGAAGGCUGCAGAAGAUGCAAAGAAGACGGAAGCUGAGAAAGCGGAGGAGGCAGACGCAGAAAUCCUUGCCGCUAUCGCAAGCCGGAAGAAGCUGGCUUCAGAUCUGGAGCUGGCGAAAGGAGUGCAGUACACAGAGUCUAUGAAAACAACGUGGCGACCACCAAAAUUCAUACGCGACAGGAGUGAGGAGGAGCACCGACUGUUACGCGAGAAGUAUCACAUCCUUGUCGACGGGGAAGAUAUCCCGCCACCAAUUGACAAUUUUACAGACAUGAAGGUACCUGACAUCCUUGUCAAGUUCCUCAAAUCUAAGCGCAUAUUCACACCUACACCUAUUCAACUCCAAGGUAUACCUACUGCUUGCGCUGGUCGCGAUAUGAUUGGCAUUGCAUUCACUGGUUCGGGGAAGACACUCGCAUUUUGCCUCCCCGUAAUCAUGCUUGCUCUUGAAGAGGAGUCGAAACUGCCCUUUGUGCGCGGGGAAGGACCCGUGGGAGUAAUUUUGUGUCCCUCGCGUGAGCUGGCCACUCAAACGUACGAGAACGUACUCACCUGGACGAGCGCUCUCUCGAAGGAAGGUCGAUACCCGUCAUUAAACGUGCUACUAUGCAUAGGAGGCAUCUCGAUGAGUGACCAGAGCCAUGUGAUGAACAAAGGGCUGCACAUAGUUGUUGCGACUCCUGGACGACUCAUUGACAUGCUGGAAAAGAAACGGUUCACGUUCGACAGUUGCAAAUACUUGUGCAUGGAUGAAGCCGAUCGCAUGAUUGAUCUGGGGUUCGAAGACGAUGUCCGAAAUAUUAUGAGCUUCUUCAAGCACCAAAGGCAAACACUGCUCUUUUCGGCGACAAUGCCCCGAAAAAUUCAAGACUUUGCGCAACAAUCACUGGUCAAGCCUAUCCUCGUCAACGUCGGACGGGCAGGUGCAGCAAAUCUAGACGUAUUACAGGUCGUGGAAUACGUGAAGCAGGAGGCCAAGAUGGUUUAUCUUCUAGAAUGUCUGCAGAAGACACCCCCGCCUGUCAUUAUAUUCAGCGAAAACAAGAACGAAGUGGAUGAUAUCCAGGAGUACCUGCUUCUCAAAGGCGUCGAGGCUGUGGCGAUUCACGGAUCUAAGACCCAGGAAGAACGGCAAUAUGCGAUCAAGGCGUUCAAGUCGGGUGCCAAGGAUGUCAUGGUAGCCUCUGGUGUUGCCUCGAAGGGACUGGAUUUCAACGAUAUCCAGCAUGUUAUCAUUUUCUCCAUGCCAAAGGAGAUUGAAGAUUACGUGCACCAAAUCGGGCGUACGGGCCGUAGUGGGAAGACGGGGAUCGCGACAACGUUCGUGAAUAUGAACACGCCAGAGCAGACGCUGCUCGACUUGAAGUACUUGUUAAUGGAGGCAGGGCAGAAAGUACCUCCGUUCUUGCUCAGUAUCGAUGAUCCUCGGGCCGCGCAGGGCGGAUCGCUCAAAGGCUGUCCCGUGUGUGGAGGUCUUGGGCAUGGCAUCUCGAAUUGUCCAAAGCUGGAGGAUACCCAGCGACGACAGAUGGCCUCGCACAGGAUAUCCGACGACAGAGGUGGCUAUUGA
This is a messenger RNA of Fibroporia radiculosa, 1857 nucleotides long. RefSeq lists its product as uncharacterized. The transcript has 10 exons. Gene Ontology annotation, molecular function: RNA helicase activity; RNA binding; ATP binding. The record is from RefSeq and is a predicted model, not a curated record. The coding region runs from base 1 to 1857 and encodes 618 amino acids. NCBI's taxonomy places the organism in Eukaryota, Fungi, Basidiomycota, Agaricomycetes, Polyporales, Fibroporiaceae. Gene Ontology annotation, biological process: mRNA splicing, via spliceosome. Gene Ontology annotation, cellular component: spliceosomal complex.